Tinamus guttatus (white-throated tinamou) is the source of this 1052-nucleotide messenger RNA. RefSeq names its product fatty acid amide binding transmembrane protein (gene FAABTP). The record is from RefSeq and is a predicted model, not a curated record. Gene Ontology annotation, cellular component: membrane. Lineage: Eukaryota; Metazoa; Chordata; Aves; Tinamiformes; Tinamidae.
GGUGUCCGUGUCACUGGCUGCCCAUGUCCUAUUACCAGGAGGACUUCUUCAAAGAAUACCUCAAAAUGAUGACGAACAUUGUCAUCCUGAGCUUGCUCAUAUGCAUUUCCUUGGCCUUCUGGAUCGUGUCCAUGACGGCGAGCACGUACUACGGCACUUUGCGACCUAUUUCUCCAUGGCGCUGGCUUUUUUCAGUCUUGGUUCCACUAGUGAUUGCUACACAGGGUUUUAAGAAGAAGAGUCUUGAUCACAGCGGUGCUUUGGGAGGGCUUGUGGUUGGAUUUGUCCUUACAGUUGCAAAUUACAGUUUCUUCACUUCUUUGUUUGUAUUUUUUGUUACUUCUUCAAAACUUACCAAAUGGAAAAAAGAUAUGAAGAAGAAAAUAGAUUCAGAGUACAAAGAAGGUGGGCAAAGGAAUUGGGUGCAAGUCUUCUGUAACGGCGGUGUUGCCACUGAGCUGGCCAUCUUAUAUAUGAUAGAAAAUGGCCCAGGUGAAAUUGCUAUAGACUUUUCCAGACAGUACACGGCAUCAUGGAUGUGCUUAUCCCUUUUGGGAGCAUUGGCAUGCUCUGCUGGUGACACGUGGGCUUCAGAGAUUGGUAGUGUAAUGAGCAAAAGCCAGCCGAGGUUGAUAACAACCUGGGAAAAGGUUCCAGUAGGUACUAAUGGAGGAGUCACUUUAGUGGGCUUGUUCUCAAGCUUACUUGGUGGCACAGUGGUGGGUGCCACAUACUUCCUAACACAGGUCAUUUUUGUGAGUGACCUGGAUAUAUCUGCUCCGCAAUGGCCAGGGGUUGGGGUCGGUGCAGCAGCCGGCCUGCUGGGCUCCCUUGUGGACUCCUACCUGGGAGCAACGAUGCAGUACAGUGGUUUUGACAAGAAUCUUGGCAUGGUUGUCAACCACCAAACAAAAGACUCCAGGCACAUCUCUGGAAAACCUAUUUUAGACAACAAUGCAGUAAAUCUUUUUUCUUCUGUCAUCAUUGCCUUGGUGCUUCCAGGUGUGGCAUGGGGCUUCUGGCCAAGAGGUUGAGAAGGCUGCAAGUUGUUC